ACCCUUAUACAAAUUUAUUAACCAAAAAAUAAAUAUUGAUUAAACCAGCUCAGAGAUAAUGGCAGAAUCGGCGGAGAUAAAGAGUAAGCAGAGAGACUUCCCUUUGGCAUGUGUCAAUCAGCUCUCUUCAGCUUCUUCUUCUUCUUCUUCUUCGCCGGGGAUUGUCCGCCUCACCACCAACGCUGUUCAAAUUCACCACGAUUCUCACCAGAUUGCUCUCCAUGUUAACCUUCCAGAUAUUCAGAUAUUCAGAUUAGGUCCUGUUCAAUCGGUUUGCAUAGUGGAAGGUUCUGAUGCUGGCAAACAGACAUCUUACUCCAGAGGAGUUGCUAUACAGUUUAGAAAUGAGGAAGAGAGUGAGGCCUUCCAUUGUGUAUUCCAACAAUGGAAGAAGGAAUUCAAUGUUCAAGGAGGGAACAUAACGAAUGGAACUAAUGCAAUGACUUCCAAAAGCAAAUUUGAUGAAAAGAUAGAGCCAUCUUCUGCAAAAAUGUAUUUUCAUUAUUAUGGACAACUUCUUCAUCAGCAAAAUAUGUUGCAGGACUAUGUGAGGACAGGUACAUAUUAUGCUGCUGUUAUGGAGAACCGCACUGAUUUCUUUGGUCGUGUAGUAGUUGAUGUUGGCGCCGGCAGUGGUAUUUUGUCAUUAUUUGCUGCUCAGGCAGGUGCAAAACAUGUAUAUGCAAUAGAAGCAUCUGAAAUGGCAGAAUACGCACGCAAACUUAUAGCUGGGAACCCACUACUGGGUCAACGAAUUACCGUUAUCAAAGGAAGAGUUGAGGAUGUUGUAUUGCCAGAGAAAGCAGAUAUUCUGAUAUCUGAGCCCAUGGGCACCUUGUUAGUUAAUGAAAGAAUGCUGGAGUCUUAUGUUAUUGCCAGAGAUAGGUUUCUUACCCCUAAUGGCAAAAUGUUUCCUACAUCGGGAAGGAUUCAUAUGGCACCUUUCAGUGAUGAAUAUUUGUUUGUUGAAAUUGCUAGUAAGGGGCUGUUCUGGCAGCAACAAAACUAUUAUGGUGUUGAUUUGACGCCCUUACACGGGACUGCCUUUCAAGGAUACUUCUCUCAGCCUGUUGUGGAUGCUUUUGAUCCAAGGUUGUUAAUAUCUCCUUCUAUGUUCCAUGCGAUGGACUUUACCAAAAUAAAGGAAGAAGAGCUGUAUGAAAUCGACAUUCCUCUCAGAUUUAUAGCCAGUGUGGGUGCUAGAGUACAUGGUUUAGCAUGUUGGUUUGAUGUACUGUUCAAUGGAAGUUCUGUGCAAAGGUGGCUUACCACUGCCCCUGGUUCACCGGUAACUCAUUGGUAUCAGUUACGCUGUGUUCUCUUCCAACCUAUUUAUGUCAUGGCGGGGCAAGAAAUUACUGGCAGGCUGCACUUGAUUGCACACAGUGCACAGAGUUACACAAUCUAUUUAACCUUGUCAGCUAAAAUGUGGGGUCCUGGCGCUGAGCAAGGAGGGAUUCUUCAAACAUCAUCCUGUAAACUUGAUCUGAAAGAACCAUACUAUAGAAUGUCUCAACCUCAAGCUUAUCCGUCAACCCAAGAUCAUCAACCUCAACCAUUUUUAUCGGCACAGGAUGUAAAGAACCAAUCUUAAGAUUUGGAUGACACCGAGAUAAUGCAACAGCCUUCACCUUAUUCACGUGCUGAGAUUGACUCGUAUAUGCAGAAUGCAUAAGUUGAUGAAUACUGCUAACCCGUGUUCUGUUUGUAACAUGAAUCAGCUAGUUAGGGGAACAUGUCCGUCUUUAUCUGGACAUACCCCUUGCCUGUAAAUUCUUCAAAACUGCAUCUGUUGUGUGUUGUGAGUGUUUGUGAUCCUGAUUUUGUAUUUGAUUGCAUCAUAUUUAACCAGUAAUAUAUUGAAUAUUUAUGGCUGGAGAAAUUGAGAGCUGCUGUAAAAUUAUUAGAUUUUGAAUAUGCCACAAUAUCAGCUACAAUCCACAUAGAAAAGGGGAAAACGAAUCAUUUUUCGGCCAGUGGGUGAAAAUCUCACUUCUGCCAAC
Messenger RNA from Trifolium pratense (red clover), 2003 nucleotides. Its product is annotated as probable histone-arginine methyltransferase 1.3. NCBI's taxonomy places the organism in Eukaryota, Viridiplantae, Streptophyta, Magnoliopsida, Fabales, Fabaceae. The transcript is spliced from 15 exons. Gene Ontology annotation, molecular function: protein-arginine N-methyltransferase activity. The record is from RefSeq and is a predicted model, not a curated record. Bases 59 to 1594 code for a protein of 511 amino acids. Gene Ontology annotation, biological process: peptidyl-arginine methylation.